Pseudocercospora fijiensis CIRAD86 is the source of this 822-nucleotide messenger RNA. RefSeq lists its product as uncharacterized. Gene Ontology annotation, cellular component: nucleolus. The record is from RefSeq and is a predicted model, not a curated record. NCBI's taxonomy places the organism in Eukaryota, Fungi, Ascomycota, Dothideomycetes, Mycosphaerellales, Mycosphaerellaceae. Gene Ontology annotation, molecular function: rRNA (guanine) methyltransferase activity. Gene Ontology annotation, biological process: rRNA (guanine-N7)-methylation. The transcript has a single exon. Bases 1 to 822 code for a protein of 273 amino acids.
AUGUCGAGACCAGAAGACCUACUCCCGCCCGAAGUCUUCUACAACGAUGUCGAGUCGCGAAAAUAUACCACCAACAGUCGCAUAAAAAAUAUCCAGGCUGACAUGACCAACCGCGCACUCGAACUAUUGGACUUACAAGAGCCAUCAUUCAUUCUCGACGUCGGCUGUGGCUCAGGACUGUCAGGCGACAUUCUCUCAGAAGUACCCGAAGAUGAAGGCGGUCCACACGUGUGGGUAGGCAUGGACAUUAGCUCGGAUAUGCUUGCGCAAGCACUAGAAAGAGAUGUGGAGGGAGACAUGCUGUUGGCGGAUAUCGGACAAGGAGUUCCCUUUCGAGCAGGGAGUUUUGAUGCAGCGAUCAGCAUUUCUGCCAUUCAAUGGUUAUGCAAUGCAGACACCUCCGAUGUGACGCCUGAAGGACGACUCAAGCGCUUCUUUGACGGGCUGUAUGCAUCUUUGAAGAGAGGCGGGAAGGCAGUGUGCCAGUUCUAUCCCAAGAAUGCGCAGCAGCAGAGCAUGAUCUCGAGCGCGGCAAUCAAAGCUGGGUUCGGUGCCGGUAUCUUGCAAGACGACCCGGAGACGAAGAAUGUCAAGUACUACCUCGUACUGACUGUUGGUGGAGCAGAUGUCACAGGAGCAGUCAGUGGCAUGGACAACAUCGAUGUCAUGGAUGCGAGGAGGAGAGAGCGAAAGAGAAGGAAGGAGGUCAAGAAGGGCAGCAAGCAAUGGAUUUUGCACAAAAAGAAGCAAAUGGAGGACAAGGGACGAAUCGUCAAGGCAAACAGCAAAUACACGGGCAGAAAGAGAAAGAUUGCGUGGUGA